ACCAUGCUGGGCGUGUGGGAGUACGGCGUUUGUGGAGUGUGUACCUGAGUGUGUACCAGAGUGACCUUGGCGAGUGUGUCAGCGUGGGCCACAGGAGUGCUCCUGGGAACGAGCGUGAGAGGAGAUUGAGUGUGGGAAUGCGCGUGUGGAAGUUUGUUGAGGUGGAGGUAGUAUCGGCGGAUGUGGGCUCAUAUGUGUGCCCAGCGAGAGUGUGUGUGUGUGUGUGUGUGUGUGUGGAGAGAGAGAGAGAGACAGAGAGAGAGAAUGGGCGAGUGUGGCGCAGUCUGUCAUGACGGGGCAGUGAGGCCCGAGCCCAGGCUGAGCCCAGAGCACACCCGGCGAGGGAAGUGUGGCCGAGGCUCCCACCUGAAGAUUGGCCCAGUCCUCAGGUUUCACUCAUGACCCUGUGACAUCAGCAGCAGCAGCUGUCCCCGCCGGCCCGGCCCCCCGGCCAAGUCCCCCAGAGUUCCAGCCCCAGCCCGAGGUGGGCACGGCGCUCCGGGCUUGUCAGCGACCGCUCUGCUCCCGUCCAAUAGCUGAAGCCACACAGUUCCCGGAGUUUGAGCCCAGGAGGCAGUUGAAGGCACUGGAGCAUUGGCCCCAAGUCCAAAGGCCGAAGAGGAUCUGGUUGGUUUGCUGUCAGUCCUGAGGGCGGCCCACCCCUGCGGGGGUCAGAGUGGUGUCGGGUCCGGGGUGAUGCUCUGGGCCCAGCACCUGUGCAGCAGCAGCACCUGGGCCCUGCAAGUGCGUCCCCCAGCCCCGGCAGGGCCUGCCUGCCCACCUCCCCGCCCAGCCCCCAGGCAGGCCGAAGGUGAGGCGUGGUCAGCAGGCCCAGGGCAGGGUGGCCGCCCAGUGCCCCGGGAGCUGCACACUGCAGCUGCCCUGGCUGCCCGCCGCCUUCCUGGCCCCUGAGCCCAGGAUGCGAGGAUGGCCAGACCGUCUCUGGCAACCGUGGUGCCUCUGGGCCCCGAAUGCCUGCGCCCCUUCACCCGGGAGUCCCUGGCGGCCAUAGAACAGCGGGCAUUGGAGGAGGUGGCGCGGCAGGAGCGGAACAAGCAGAUGGAGAUUGAGGAGCCCGAACGGAAGCCGCGCAGCGACCUGGAGGCCGGCAAGAACCUGCCCCUCAUCUACGGGGACCCCCCGCCGGAGGUCAUCGGCAUCCCCCUGGAGGACCUGGACCCCUACUACAGCGACAAGAAGACCUUCAUCGUGCUCAACAAGGGCAAGGCCAUCUUCCGCUUCUCGGCCACGCCUGCCCUCUACCUGCUGAGCCCCUUCAGCGUUGUCAGGCGCGGUGCCAUCAAGGUGCUCAUCCACUCGCUGUUCAGCAUGUUCAUCAUGAUCACCAUCUUGACCAACUGUGUGUUCAUGACCAUGAGCGACCCGCCUCCCUGGUCCAAGGACGUGGAGUACACCUUCACAGGGAUCUACACCUUUGAGUCCCUCAUCAAGAUGCUGGCCCGAGGCUUCUGCAUCGAUGACUUCACAUUCCUCCGGGACCCCUGGAACUGGCUGGACUUCAGCGUCAUCAUGAUGGCGUACCUGACGGAGUUUGUGGACUUGGGCAACAUCUCAGCCCUGAGGACCUUCCGGGUGCUGCGGGCCCUGAAAACCAUCACAGUCAUCCCAGGGCUGAAGACCAUCGUGGGGGCCCUGAUCCAGUCGGUGAAAAAGCUGUCGGAUGUGAUGAUCCUCACGGUCUUCUGCCUGAGCGUCUUUGCCCUGGUGGGGCUGCAGCUCUUCAUGGGGAACCUGCGGCAGAAGUGUGUGCGCUGGCCACCGCCCUUCAACGACACCAACACCACGUGGUACGGCAACGACACGUGGUACGGCAACGACACGUGGUACGGCAACGACACGUGGUAUGGCAACGACACGUGGUACGGCAACGACACGUGGUACGGCAGUGACACGUGGUACGGCAACGACAGCUGGGCCAGCAACUACACCUUCGACUGGGACGCCUACAUCAGCGACGAAGGGAACUUCUAUUUCCUGGAGGGCUCCAACGAUGCCCUGCUCUGUGGGAACAGCAGUGAUGCGGGGCACUGCCCUGAGGGUUAUGUGUGCAUCAAGGCCGGGCGGAAUCCCAACUACGGCUACACCAGCUAUGACACCUUCAGUUGGGCCUUCCUGGCUCUCUUCCGCCUCAUGACACAGGACUAUUGGGAAAACCUCUUCCAGCUGACCCUUCGAGCAGCUGGCAAGACCUACAUGAUCUUCUUCGUGGUCAUCAUUUUCCUGGGCUCCUUCUACCUCAUCAAUCUGAUCCUGGCCGUGGUGGCCAUGGCCUACGCUGAGCAGAACGAGGCCACCCUGGCCGAGGAUCAGGAGAAAGAGGAGGAGUUUCAGCAGAUGCUUGAGAAAUUCAAGAAGCACCAGGAGGAGCUGGAGAAGGCCAAGGCCGCCCAGGCUCUGGAAGGCGGGGAGGCAGAUGGGGACCCAGCCCGUGGCUGCAAUGGCAGCGUGGACACAUCACCUGGGGAGAAGGGAGCCCCGAGGCCAAGCGGCAGUGCAGACAGCGCCAUCUCGGACGCCAUGGAAGAGCUGGAAGAGGCCCACCAGAAGUGCCCGCCAUGGUGGUACAAGUGCGCCCACAAACUGCUCAUAUGGAACUGUUGCGUGCCGUGGGUGAAGUUCAAGAACAUCAUCCACCUGAUCGUCAUGGACCCCUUCGUGGACCUGGGCAUCACCAUCUGCAUCGUGCUCAACACUCUCUUCAUGGCCAUGGAACAUUACCCCAUGACGGAGCAGUUUGACAACGUGCUCACCGUGGGCAACUUGGUCUUCACGGGCAUCUUCACGGCAGAGAUGGUGUUGAAGCUGAUCGCCAUGGACCCCUACGAGUAUUUCCAGCAGGGCUGGAACGUCUUCGACAGCAUCAUCGUCACCCUCAGCCUGGUGGAGCUGGGCCUGUCCAACGUGCAGGGGCUGUCCGUGCUCCGCUCCUUCCGUCUGCUGCGGGUCUUCAAGCUGGCCAAGUCGUGGCCGACGCUGAACAUGCUCAUCAAGAUCAUCGGCAACUCGGUGGGGGCGCUAGGCAACCUGACGCUGGUGCUGGCCAUCAUCGUGUUCAUCUUCGCCGUGGUGGGCAUGCAGCUAUUCGGCAAGAGCUACAAGGAGUGCGUGUGCAAGAUCGCCUCGGACUGCAGCCUGCCCCGCUGGCACAUGCACGACUUCUUCCACUCUUUCCUCAUCGUCUUCCGCAUCCUGUGUGGGGAGUGGAUCGAGACCAUGUGGGACUGCAUGGAGGUGGCCGGCCAGCCCAUGUGCCUCACCGUCUUCCUCAUGGUCAUGGUCAUCGGCAACCUGGUGGUCCUGAACCUGUUCCUGGCUCUGCUGCUGAGCUCCUUCAGCGCCGACAGCCUGGCGGCCUCCGACGAGGACGGCGAGAUGAACAACCUGCAGAUCGCCAUCGGGCGCAUCAAGUGGGGCAUCGGCUUCGCCAAGGCCUUCCUGCUGGGCUUGCUGCACGGCAAGCUCCUGAGUCCCAGCGACAUAAUGCUCAGCCUCGGGAGGCCCGGGGGCGCCGAGGAGGCCGGGGAGGCCGGGGAGAGCGCCCCCGAGGACGAGAAGAAGGAGCCGCCGCCCGAGGAGGACCUGAAGAAGGACAAUCACAUCCUGAACCACGUGGGCCUGGCGGACGGCCCUCCCCCCAGCAUCGAGCUGGACCACCUGAACUUCAUCAACAACCCCUACCUGACCAUACAGGUGCCUAUCGCCUCCGAGGAGUCCGACCUGGAGAUGCCCACGGAGGAGGAAACCGACACUUUCUCGGAGCCUGAGGACAGCAAGAAGCCGCUGCAGCCCCUCUACGAUGGCAACUCCUCCGUCUGCAGCACGGCCGACUACAAGCCCCCCGAGGAGGACCCUGAGGAGCAGGCCGAGGAGAACCCCGAGGGGGAGGAGCCCGAGGAGUGCUUCACUGGAACCUGUGUGCAGCGCUACCCCUGCCUCUACGUGGACAUCUCCCAGGGCCGCGGCAAGAAGUGGUGGACCCUGCGCAGGGCCUGCUUCAAGAUCGUCGAGCACAACUGGUUCGAGACCUUCAUUGUCUUCAUGAUCCUGCUCAGCAGUGGGGCCCUGGCCUUCGAGGACAUCUACAUCGAGCAGCGGCGAGUCAUCCGCACCAUCCUAGAGUACGCCGACAAGGUCUUCACCUACAUCUUCAUCCUGGAGAUGCUGCUCAAGUGGGUGGCCUACGGCUUCAAGGUGUACUUCACCAACGCCUGGUGCUGGCUCGACUUCCUCAUCGUGGACGUCUCCAUCAUCAGCCUGGUGGCCAACUGGCUGGGCUACUCGGAGCUGGGACCCAUCAAGUCCCUGCGGACACUUCGGGCCCUGCGGCCCCUGAGGGCGCUGUCCCGAUUCGAGGGCAUGAGGGUGGUGGUGAACGCCCUCCUGGGCGCCAUCCCCUCCAUCAUGAACGUGCUGCUCGUCUGCCUCAUCUUCUGGCUCAUCUUCAGCAUCAUGGGCGUGAACUUGUUCGCCGGCAAGUUCUACUACUGCAUGAACACCACCACCUCCGAGAGGUUCGACAUCUCUGAGGUCAACAACAAGUCUGAGUGCGAGAGCCUCAUGCACACGGGCCAGGUCCGCUGGCUCAACGUCAAGGUCAACUAUGACAACGUGGGUCUGGGCUACCUCUCCCUCCUGCAGGUGGCCACGUUCAAGGGCUGGAUGGACAUCAUGUAUGCAGCCGUGGACUCCCGGGAGCAGGAGGAACAGCCACAGUAUGAGGUGAACAUCUACAUGUACCUCUACUUCGUCAUCUUCAUCAUCUUCGGAUCCUUCUUCACCCUCAACCUCUUCAUCGGCGUCAUCAUUGACAACUUCAACCAGCAGAAGAAGAAGUUUGGAGGGAAAGACAUCUUCAUGACAGAGGAGCAGAAGAAAUACUAUAAUGCCAUGAAGAAGCUUGGCUCCAAGAAGCCGCAGAAGCCGAUUCCCCGGCCCCAGAACAAGAUCCAGGGCGUGGUGUACGACUUCGUGAUGAAGCAGGUGUUCGACAUCACCAUCAUGAUCCUCAUCUGCCUCAACAUGGUCACCAUGAUGGUGGAGACAGACGACCAGAGCCAGCUCAAGGUGGACAUCCUGUACAACAUCAACAUGGUCUUCAUCAUCAUCUUCACGGGCGAGUGUGUGCUCAAGAUGUUCGCCCUGCGGCAGUACUACUUCACCGUCGGCUGGAACAUCUUCGACUUCGUGGUUGUCAUCUUGUCCAUUGUGGGCCUCGCGCUCUCCGACCUGAUCCAGAAAUACUUCGUGUCGCCCACGCUGUUCCGCGUGAUCCGCCUGGCGCGGAUUGGGCGCGUCCUGCGGCUGAUCCGCGGGGCCAAGGGCAUCCGGACGCUGCUGUUCGCCCUCAUGAUGUCGCUGCCCGCCCUCUUCAACAUCGGCCUCCUCCUCUUCCUGGUCAUGUUCAUCUACUCCAUCUUCGGCAUGUCCAACUUUGCCUACGUCAAGAAGGAGUCGGGCAUCGAUGACAUGUUCAACUUUGAGACCUUCGGCAACAGCAUCAUCUGCCUCUUCGAGAUCACCACGUCCGCCGGCUGGGACGGGCUCCUCAACCCCAUCCUCAACAGCGGGCCCCCCGACUGCGACCCCACCCUGGAGAACCCGGGCACCAGCAUCAAGGGCGACUGCGGCAACCCCUCCAUCGGCAUCUGCUUCUUCUGCAGCUACAUCAUCAUCUCCUUCCUCAUCGUGGUCAACAUGUACAUCGCCAUCAUCCUGGAGAACUUCAACGUGGCCACUGAGGAGAGCAGUGAGCCCCUGAGCGAGGACGACUUCGAGAUGUUCUAUGAGACGUGGGAGAAGUUCGACCCCGACGCCACCCAGUUCAUCGCCUACAGCGUCCUCUCUGACUUCGUGGACACCCUGCAGGAGCCGCUGAGGAUCGCCAAGCCCAACAAGAUCAAGCUCAUCACGCUGGACCUGCCCAUGGUGCCGGGGGACAAGAUCCACUGCCUGGACAUCCUCUUCGCUCUGACCAAGGAGGUCCUGGGUGACUCUGGGGAAAUGGACACCCUCAAGCAGACCAUGGAGGAGAAGUUCAUGGCGGCCAACCCCUCCAAGGUCUCCUACGAGCCCAUCACCACCACGCUGAAGAGGAAGCAGGAGGAGGUGUGCGCCAUCAAGAUCCAGAGGGCCUACCGCCGCCACCUGCUGCAGCGCUCCGUGAAGCAGGCGUCCUACAUGUACCGCCACGGCCAGGACGGCAACGGUGACGGGGCCCCUGAGAAGGAGGGGCUGAUCGCGGACGCCAUGGGCAAGAUGUACGGCCGGGAGAACGGGAACAGUGGCGUGCACAGCGAUGGGGAGAAGGGCUCGGCGGGGGACUCUGUACCUGCCUUGGGGCUCACGCCGGUCAGCCCCUCAGACGCCACCCUGCCUCCCUCCCCACCACCGGGGCAGACGGUGCGCCCAGGGGUCAAGGAGUCCCUCGUCUAGCAGGCGGUGUCAAGAUGGCCAGCUGAGCCUUGGCACAGCCCCGAAGCCCCCUGGGGUGCCUGCCGUUGCAUGAGGGAGCAUGGCCUUGAGUCUGAGACUGCGUCCUGCUCCCUUGUGGGGGACAGGAUUUGGCCACACUGGGGCCAGGGGACAUGGGGACGCGCCCAGGGGCUCCGUGCUGGGCCUGAGGCCUCUGCCUCCGUGUUUCACCUCAAGUUGCUCUCACCUGCUCACGGGCCCUGCCGCCCUGCCUUUGGCCUGAGGGAGGUGAGAACAUCAGGAUCUCUGCCCCCACUUGGGGAGGAGCGGGCCUGCGAGGGGGGAGUUGGCUGCCCUCCUGUCACCGGAGUCUUAGGGCUACUGGCCUCUCCCCAGGAAGUGACUCCGGCCCCUC
This is a messenger RNA of Microcebus murinus (gray mouse lemur), 6847 nucleotides long. Lineage: Eukaryota; Metazoa; Chordata; Mammalia; Primates; Cheirogaleidae. The record is from RefSeq and is a predicted model, not a curated record.